This is a messenger RNA of Magallana angulata, 542 nucleotides long. RefSeq lists its product as uncharacterized. NCBI's taxonomy places the organism in Eukaryota, Metazoa, Mollusca, Bivalvia, Ostreida, Ostreidae. The coding region runs from base 62 to 490 and encodes 142 amino acids. The transcript has 4 exons. The record is from RefSeq and is a predicted model, not a curated record.
UGUCAUUCUCCGUAAUUUCUUAUCUUGUCAAUCGAAGUUUGGCUGUGAGAAGAAUAAAGAAAUGUUCCGAAUUGUUUUACUUGUCACCAUAUCAGGGCUCAUUCGUUUUCUGUGUGAAGCCGCAAGUCUUUCCCCUGAUACCACCACCGGGGGAACAGUAGCCACCACACAACACCAUCACCACCACCACACCCACCGCCCUCAUGUGACCAGAGAACCCUCCGAAAAUGGAAUUGCUACCUUCCAGUAUGACCAUUACUGUCACCUGAUGGCCUAUAUGGCCGGACAUAAAACCUGUUACAUAUACGCCAUCCAUCCUGACGACCGCCAUCUUGUUCACACCGAGAGCGGCAUGCUUUUGCUAGAGGUAAGGAUAAUGACACUGUCAAUUAACGCCACCGAGCCCUACUCUCGGGACGAUCUGGUUGUGAGGAGCGGAAUGCUGGCCCGGCUCUGCCCCGAUACCUACACUCUCAUUGACCUCAAUUAAAUGGUUAACACGUCAUGUGGUACACAAAAAUAAAUUACGUCAUCAAACUUCA